This is a messenger RNA of Enterospora canceri, 861 nucleotides long. The record is from the annotation of a GenBank genome assembly. Lineage: Eukaryota; Fungi; Microsporidia; Enterocytozoonidae.
AUGAAUCAAAUCGUAUUGAAAGGAAGUGCAAUUUUAGAUGCCCAGGGCAGAAUGCCAGAUAUUCAGGAGCUAGCAGAGUAUUUGAAGCAGAAUAGGCUACUAGAAGGUAAGAUAGAACACAGUGACCGUAUUUUCAGAAUAUUCUGGCACAUUGCUGGUGGAGAGUAUGAAACAAUAAGCAAAGCUGAACACGUGUACAAGGAAAUAAAGAAAAAAAGAAGCAAAUUGGAGACACAGCCCAAUAGAAUCCCAAAAUACCUGAUUGAAGGGAGCACAAUGAAGAUUAUUCAGUCAAAUAAGGAAAGAAGGAAGUUCUACAGGUUAAUGAAGAGAGUGGAGCGACCUGUCAGAAUAGAAGAGAAAGAGUGCUACUCCACGAGUAAUACGUGUCGUAUUGGGCAGAUUGUGAAUAACACGCGUCAUUCGAUGAUACAGCGAAUUUCAGACAGAAAGAGCGUAAUAAAACUAAGAAAAAGGUGCGUAGACAGCUUUGACUAUUUUGGAAAUGGGAAGCUGUUUAGUACGAAGAGGCUGAAGACGAGAGGCGUAGAAUGCGAUACCAGUGCCCAGUCGAUCUGCGUAUUCUACGAUUCACAACCUGAAAAUGACACAAGGAAGGAGCAGAAGUUUGUGCUGGAGACACCAGAUGCAAGCAGUGACUGCGACUGUACCAGAUACACGAAACGAAACGCAAAUCGAACCAGAAACAUCUCCAUCAUCCCCAAAACAUUAACAAAUAGAUUGGCCCGUUUUCAAAAGGGAAGCAGGGUUGAUUCAUGGAGACAGUUCCACGCCUUAAUAAACAUAUUUCAUAAUCAGGCUGUAUCAGUCCACUCGUACAUGCACGAUGUGCAAAUGUAG